Conger conger (European conger) is the source of this 4621-nucleotide messenger RNA. Its product is annotated as phosphatidylinositol 4-phosphate 5-kinase type-1 alpha-like. Gene Ontology annotation, molecular function: phosphatidylinositol kinase activity. Gene Ontology annotation, biological process: phosphatidylinositol metabolic process. The transcript is spliced from 17 exons. The record is from RefSeq and is a predicted model, not a curated record. Bases 801 to 2582 code for a protein of 593 amino acids. Lineage: Eukaryota; Metazoa; Chordata; Actinopteri; Anguilliformes; Congridae.
CAUGUAACUAGCUAAUGACGCUAGCUAGCCCACACUGGAUAUGAACUGCAGAAUAUAAUUUUACAAAAAAAUUGUAUGUGUACCGUUACUCAUCUGGACUUCGAUACGAAGCACCUACAAUAGCUCGCUGUGAAAUCAAAGCAUAUAACGUAAACUGCCGUUACCUGCUGUUUCGAUAGAUUAGAUAUAGCUAGCCGAGACUAAUGUUAUUUUGCUAACUAGUUAGAUCUACUGAGCUUUUGAACAUUUAUUUGCUAAUUAACGUUUGCUGUUUAUCGAGCUGUUAUUGGUUAUUCGCGUGUAACAGCAUUUUUGACUUAACUUACACUAUUCAGUUCGCUAGCUAGCUAAGAAACAUUCGCCCAACUAUCUGCUUACAAGACAAAUAGCUCCAAAAAAAACAUAGCUAACGUUCCACUCUUUUUCAAGAACAUGGGUGUGAGUUAACGUUUGUAACUAGCUAAUUUAGCUAGCUAGCUAGUUCAUUCAUGCUGUGAAUAUAUCCUCGUAUUUUAGUGACAUUUAUUUUAAUCUGUUGUGUUGUAGCUCGCUCUAGGUUAAGUUAUACACUUGGGGUAUAACGUUAAUUGUGAUACCAAGUGUAACUUGGUAUCUAUUGGUUUAACUUGGUCUAAAUUCAUAUUUCAUGGAAUAUAGCUAAGUUAGAGCCUGUACCCAUUUGGAACAUGUUUCUUAAAUUUGACGAAGGGGUUAAUCUAACGGGAGUGGACGCGUAUUAGUAGGGCGCAGCAGAGUAGGUUCAAGGCAGCGAAGAAAACACGAAGCCAAACGAAACCAAAAUGGCGUCUGCCGGUCCAGCUGAUUCGGUAUCGAUGGCUCCAACAGACCUGAGGACUCAGUUCUGGAGGAGAAUAGCUUCUCGCAGAGGGUCUAGUGGAGCUCGAAAGGUUGGCUCGCCUGAGGUGGCAGGUUCCUCGGGCCCCUCCCAGACCAUGAAGAAGACCAUCGGUCACCGGGGGGUUAACCCCACAGGAGAGACCACCUACAAGAAGACAACUUCUUCUGCCCUGAAAGGUGCCAUCCAGCUUGGCAUCACUCACACCGUGGGGUCUCUGAGCCAGAAAGCAGAGAGGGAUGUUCUCAUGCAGGACUUUGUGGUGGUGGAGAGCAUAUUCUUUCCAAGUGAGGGCAGCAACCUGACACCAGCACACCACUACGGGGAUUUCAGGUUCAAGACCUACGCCCCCAUCGCUUUCCGCUACUUCCGAGAACUCUUUGGAAUCCGGCCAGAUGACUACCUGUGUUCGCUGUGUAAGGACUCCUUAAUUGAGCUGUCAAACUCCGGUGCCAGUGGCUCCCUCUUCUAUGUCUCCAGCGAUGACGAGUUUAUCAUCAAAACAGUGCAGCACAAAGAGGCUGAGUUUCUGCAGAAGCUUCUGCCUGGAUACUUCAUGAACCUCAACCAGAACAAACGGACACUCCUUCCCAAAUUCUACGGGCUGUACUGCGUGCAAGCCGGGGGGAAGAACAUCCGCAUUGUGGUGAUGAACAACCUGCUGCCCAGCGCUGUGCAGAUGCACAUGAAGUACGACAUGAAGGGCUCCACCUACAAACGCCGGGCAUCGCCCAAGGAGCGCGAAAAGGCCCUUCCCACCUUCAAGGACCUGGACUUCGUCCAGGACUUGCCUGAUGGACUACUGCUGGAGCCCGACAACUACAGUGCCCUGAGCAAGACCAUCACGAGGGACUGCCUGCUGCUGCAGAGCUUCAAGAUCAUGGACUACAGCAUGCUGAUGGGAAUCCACAACCUGGACCACGCGUGCCGAGAGCGUUUCGGCGAGCGUGCGGGUGCUGAGGCGGCCAUGACACCCGACCAGAGGAGACCUCAGGCCCAGAAGGCCCUCUACAGCACCGCCAUGGAGUCAAUCCAGGGGGAGGCACGGGGGAAGGGUGUGCAGGAAUCAGACCAGGACCAUUUGGGAGGGAUUCCAGCGCGCAAUAUCAAGGGUGAGCGAAUGUUGGUCUACAUUGGCAUCAUCGACAUCCUGCAGUCAUACAGGUUUGUAAAGAAGUUGGAGCAUUCGUGGAAAGCUCUAGUUCAUGAUGGGGACACAGUGUCGGUGCACAGGCCUGGCUUCUACGCGGACAGGUUCCAGCAGUUCAUGUGCAACACGGUCUUUAAGAAGAUGCCAUUGAAGCCCUCCCCCUCUAAGAAGGGCCGCACCGUGAUUCAGGGUGGACCGCGGAGGGCCGGCGCAGCGAUGGGGUCGCUGCCUCAAGCCGCCGGGCCGCUGGUCUAUCACGCCCAUUUCAGCCAGGCCGAGGCAGAGGGAGAGAGCGGUAUGCAGACAGGCCGUCCUGAUCUUCUUCCGAGGACCCCUCCCCUGGAUGGAGUCACCAGUGACUCUGUGGAGACCACUCUUUCCAACUCCUCGCAGGGGAGCCCCGGUCUCCCCUCCACCUCUCCCCCCCUCAGGGCAGUAGGAGUGGAGGUGCACAAGUCCGCCAGCACCGAUCAUGACCACAGCGCCCCCCACAGUGUCGAAGCUGCCUCCGAAGAGCUCUCAAACAGCGAGGAUGCCAUCUCACUCAAGGGCAUUGUUGCUGAAACCAACAUUUGAGUGCACAAGCAACAUAUACACAAAGAGAAAGAAAAAGUUGUCAAAGAAGGAAAUCCCAGAAAGUGAAGAUGGAAUGGAGGGUGAGAGAACUCUCAGGAAAAAGGCCCCUUCCUAUUUUUCUCACGGGAGAUAUUUGGGGAAUCACUCCUGAAUGGCGAAGUGUGGAAGGUGGAACAAUAGAAGAAUGGAGUGUGUGAGCUUAAGAGAUGGAGGCUGGGCUAUCUACAGGCUAGUCCUGCCCAACACAGGUGUUGCUGCUAGUAAAUUCAACGACUACAUAACAGGUGCUGUAUUUCCAAACUGACUUCAGAUGUCCGAAUCGCGCACAACACCCCCUUGGCCUUAAAUGCGGCCUCACAAUGCUAAGAAUGUGAGCACCAGCUGUUCCGUUUCAGCACAGGAUGGAUACGGUUGGACACUGUAUGAGAACGUCUUUGGAUAGCGGUUGGCAAGUAGAGGUCAUCAUUGCAGACUUCUCGUAUCGCAGGAUGAAAGAAAGCCAUGUGGAGGGAGAGCACCCUGUUCCUCAACCGUGUAUGCGUUACGGCUGGACUCGCACUUAAAGGGGAAUCGUGUUUGAAAAAUAAAGACUAGUCUUUAGUUGUAAAGGAGACUCAGUUGACUGGCAUAAGAAACAGACUAGUUGCUAGGUAAUUUAAGAAAGUGAAAUGCUACUAUAAAUAAUGACUUGCUCCCAUGUCUCAAUAAUUGAUCAUGUCUGUGUAAGGACUUCUCUUCUACAUAGUAUUUGAUUACACUGUUCCUGCACUACUCCUGCUACUGUGCUACAUGAGAGGCAGACAGUGUGGCAGGGUUCAGGGCUGCCCCUACUCUUGGUUGGUUGCAAUCGGUAAUUCUGAACUCAAAAUUUACUACAGUAAGAUUUCUGCCUUCAAUGGAAACAAGGUGCAUUUCCCGUCUGGGAUUUUAAAAUUUACAUUGCCGUUGGUUGAUAUUGACUUAUUGCUUUACUCUUUUCCAGUUAUACUUUUUAAAAGGCACAGACUGAAUGAAAUGAGGGCUGGGUAAUCUUGUGUGAGAGUGGCUUUUCACUCCUUUCCUACCCAUCUCUUUCCUCUGCUGUUACUCUCUUAUGUCGCCCCCAUGUGGCAGUGGGUAGAACUUGCUUAAUGAAGCAACAAACCAAAGAAACACUGAGCUUUUCAUUUACAGGACCUGGGUGUCCUGACGCGUGCGUUUGAUGUGUAGAGCGUGGGUAGAAUGGGAACGGCAGGGCGACUGAGACACAGUGGUGCAGUGUCCAUUUGUCCAUCUUCAUUGAUGCAAACCGUGUGUGUGUGUGUGUGUGUGUGUGUGUGUGUGUGUGUGUGUGUGAGUGUGUGUGAGUGGACACACAAGCUACUUCCUGUCCUUUUAACUUGUUAUUCGGUUCAAGUGGCUUGACUGCAUGUGCUAAUUUAGAUCCCCUUCCAUCGAACAUAUGCACCAUUGCACAGCCCCUGUAGGGUAGGGCUGUCAGCAGUUGGGGGAAUGUGAGGAUCACUAUGCACAUGGACCCCAAGUCACUGCCUUUCUCUCUCCCCCCCCCACACACUUUUUUCUAUUUUUGUAUUCUUUAUUUUUGUCUUCUGUGUACAGUACGUAAUCAAUAUAGCUACAGAGAUUACUGGUAUAUUGGUAGGACCAACUUUCAUAAUCUCGCUCUGAUGGGGGUUUUUAAAUUAUGGUUUUAUGUAUUAUUUUGUGAUCCUUUUUUUUUUUUUUUUGUAAACAAGCAUUUUGCAUAUUAUAAGCAGUCGACUCAAUUCUGCUUGACGUAUUACCCCAAAUCGGGGGUUCUGUUCUGUGUGUUCUCUAUAUUUCAUUGUGUGUUAUGCUGGAAAGAAGAUGCUGUAACUGCUACUGCAUGCUGUGCAGCACUGCGUGGUAAUGGCCAGCAAAAACUGCAGUCAGCCAUCACACCUUUAAGCAAGUGUCCGUACAGUAACGCACGGACAUUAAUACUGCUAUUGGCUGGAAAUCAGGGUAAGGUACCAUUUGUGCACAUGUGGGGAGGGAGGGAAGAGGAUGGGGUUAAU